This is a messenger RNA of Olea europaea var. sylvestris, 2264 nucleotides long. Its product is annotated as serine/threonine-protein kinase GRIK2. Lineage: Eukaryota; Viridiplantae; Streptophyta; Magnoliopsida; Lamiales; Oleaceae. Gene Ontology annotation, biological process: protein phosphorylation; intracellular signal transduction. The coding region runs from base 605 to 1873 and encodes 422 amino acids. Gene Ontology annotation, cellular component: cytoplasm. The record is from RefSeq and is a predicted model, not a curated record. The transcript is spliced from 13 exons. Gene Ontology annotation, molecular function: ATP binding; protein serine/threonine kinase activity.
UGAGUUGUAUUUGUUGAUACUUCCUAUGUCUAAAAAGGUUAGAAAAUCGUUUUCGACAACACCAAUUUCCUUUUACAGAUCCUCGCCGUACAUUUCUCCUCUGCAAAUCGGCACGAUUUUUUUUUGGUAAAAAAUAAUCAUUUUAUUAAUAAAAUUCCUAAUUUGCUUGUCCCAACGGCUGUUAAUUAGUUUAUUCAUCAUUUUGGUGAUUUAUUAAGAAUCAGACCAUCAAUUGCGUUGCCCAUUUCUCCCUCAUGUUAAUGAACGUCGCAAAAAGCAGAAGUUCAAGUCAUUAUGGAUUUAAGGCUUGAAAAAGUAGGGUUUUGCCUGCAUUCAAUUGUGCUCUGUUUUGUAAAAUAAUAAUAAUUAAACUGGAGGCUUUAUUUUGUUGGGGUUGAGUCGCAACGGGAUCAAUUCGGCCAACUGUGUCUUUCAUUUUGCUGAAUGACACUCCCUGGAAUAGCAUAGCUGAUUGGUACUUCGAAGCGCUCUUCAGAAUUUCCUCUACCCGUAGGUUUUGCUAUCGAUUUUAUUCGCCAUAAAUUGUGAAUCGGUGGACAGUUUUAGUUUUGUUAAGUCAAGCUCAAUUGCCUGAGGGACAUAAAUGGGUUGCUGUUGGUUGUUUGAGUUUUCAUUUUCUAGGAAACCUAAGAAGGGAAUGGGAUCCAGCAGUGGGUCGGGUUGUCAUACUUCACAGGCGUCGUUGUUGUCUAAUGAGGGGGAAGAUGAUGAUUGUGGUUCUUACAAUGGUUACAUGACAGAUAUUGGGAGUGCAGAUGACUGUGAGUUCCAAAGCCCAACAAAACGAUCUGAGGAAAUCCUCGUGUACAGGAUGCAGUGUGGGUUGAUUUGCAGGGAAUUUCCUGUUAAAGAAACCCACGAACUCAUUCGCUCAGAGGACGAAAAUGGGAACAAGAUGGUUAAUGAAUAUGUUCGUGAAUACAAAAUUGGUGCUGGUAGCUACGGAAAAGUGGUUCUCUACCGUAGUCAAUUAGAUGGGAAACAUUACGCGAUAAAGAGCUUUCAUAAGUCUCAUUUACUAAAGAAGCGGGUUGCGGCUUCAGAAACUGCCAUGAGUGAUGUUCUACGUGAGGUUCUAAUUAUGAAAAUGUUAAGCCAUCCGAAUAUAGUUAAUCUCGUUGAGGUGAUUGAUGACCCAGCAACAGAUCACUUCUACAUGGUUCUUGAAUAUGUGAAAGGCAAAUGGGUCUACGAAGGUGCUGGUCCUCCAGGUGGUAUUGGAGAACAUACAGCACGAAAGUACUUGCGGGAUAUAGUAUCUGGGUUGAUGUAUCUUCAUGCUCAUAAUAUAGUUCAUGGAGAUAUUAAACCUGAUAAUCUUUUAGUUACUGGUUCUGGCACAGUUAAGAUUGGGGAUUUCGGCGUCAGCCAGAUUUUUGAGGAUGAUAAUGAUGAACUACGUCGUUCUCCAGGGACUCCUGUAUUUACAGCACCUGAGUGCUGCUUAGGUCCAACUUAUCACGGCAAAGCUGCUGACAUCUGGGCCGUUGGAGUUACUUUCUAUUAUAUGGUUCUGGGAAAAUACCCUUUUCUAGGAGACACACUGCAUGAUACAUAUGACAAGAUAGUAAAUGAUCCAAUGUAUCUUCCUGAUGAGAUGAACCCUCUUUUGAAGAACCUGCUUGAGGGGCUUCUCCAUAAAGAUGGAGUUCUAUUCUGUCCCUUUUGCCUUAACAAUGAUUCCGUUGCAGAUCCAAGACAGAGAAUGACCCUUGAGAACGUUGCAGACCAUGCAUGGGUCAUUGGAGAAGAAGGCCCCAUACAUCAGUUUGUCUGUUGGUGCAAGUAUAACUGCCUGCGUAGGGAACAGUCUCCUGUUAGUCCAACAGAUGUGCCUACUUUCCAAUACUAACGGAAAUGUGUUGCUGCUAGUAUGGGUUCAUUUAUGUAUAGCAAUGGGUAGGAUAUCUACCUAAUUGUAGCGAGACAAACAAGUACAGAUAGCAAAGGUUAGAUCAAAAAGAAAUUAUAGUGCAAGAAAUGACGAAACCCAGUUGGAUUAACUGAACUUUUAGUCAUAUCAGAAGGUAAUUAUAGUGCAAGAAAUGAGAAACCUGGUCGGGUUAGCUGAACUUCUAGUUAUAUUACAGACAUUUAGGUAGAGAGAGAGAGGUCUCGACGGAAAUCGUAGAGAUGCUUUUCGAGUAAUCUUUUCAUAAGAUUAUAUGUUUUGUAGGGAUUUUUCUCCUUUAUGUUAGUGUUAAUAUGUGAUGUUUUCUUCUAUAUAAACUUGAACUUAAAUC